Molecule: messenger RNA, 1935 nt
Organism: Talaromyces marneffei
Lineage: Eukaryota; Fungi; Ascomycota; Eurotiomycetes; Eurotiales; Trichocomaceae
Exons: 2
Coding region: 1-1935 (644 amino acids)
Source: RefSeq, a predicted model, not a curated record
AUGUCGACGACACCCAAAAAAUCCGCUGCCACAAAUGGGGCAACAGGACCCAGUAACAAGACUACACCAGACCGAACAGCGGCCGACAACCGAACUGCGACGACCAAGUCUUCGAACGGCCUCCAACGAACCCCCUCUGGUCGCGCGUCGCCAGUUUCUGCUCGUGCCGCGGCACGCAAGCCCGGAAGAUCGAAUCUGAGUGUUUCUAACGUUCCAAAGAUUGCCAGCUCAGAUGCCUCCUCCUUUGAUGAUGAAGCGCGAGCUCAAAAUGCGGCGCUGAUCGACGAGUUGAAGGAGCAACUACAAAAAGCGGAGACGGCUUCGGAACAAUAUCACAAACAAUUGGGCGUUUUGCAGUCACGACUGGACGAUACUAUUACCGAGCAGCAGAAGUUAGAGGAUCAGGUGCACGAAAGGGACAGCAACGUUGAAGCUUUGAAUUCUCAGAUUCGGGACCAUGCUCGUCAACUGCGUGAUAUGGAACAGGCACACGAGCAGGAGCGGAAUGCGAUGCUGCAGGAUAAAGAACAACAGGCAAGUAGGGAGGAGGAGUUGCAGUCAACAAUUCAGCGUCUCAAAGAAUCGAUUGCUCAAAAGGACAUUCGAGUGAAUGCCGACAGCGACAAGAGCAACAUAUCCAGAUCUUCGAGUUUCCGAAAUCGGCCCUCGCCGGAUAUCGACAGCGGGCAAUUCGCUCCAUCGGCUCAGAUCGAACGCAGCCCGUCCAGAAACAACUCCAAGCUUCUGUUACAAAAGGACAAAUUGAUUGAGUCACUGCGAUUAGAGCUUGCGGAAUCUCAAAUCAAACUCGUCGAAAUGGAAAACAAAGGUGGUGGCUUACAGCAAGAGCUGGAGCGUGAGCUCCUAGAGGCCAGAAUGGCCAAUGCCCGUCUAAUGGAAGACAAUGAAAGCUACCAGCUUCUUUUGAGCGAAAAGACACUCAAUGGAGAUUUCACCAAAGGUGACUUUUUGCACGAGGCUCCUUCAGGCAUACCUCGCAGCAUGAGUGGCUCUCUGGCCGAUGAACUCGAAAAUGUUGGCGAGGGUAACAAUGCGGAAGUCCGCAAGUUGGAAGCCGAGUUGAAGACCUCGAAAGACCAGAACAAGGCUCUCACUCUUUAUAUAGAGAGAAUCAUUGGACGGUUGUUGCAGCACGAAGGAUUCGAACAUAUCCUGGAUAAGAAUGAUGACCCGCUACCGACUGCAAUCAAUUCAAAGACAGACAAGGAUCUGCCUCCACCACCACCAGACAAAGACGAGCCGUCUCUACUGCAACGCGCAAAAUCCGUUAUCAUGACCGGUCAGAAUCGACCACAGCCGAGAUCACGGCCUGUGAGCGUGAUGCCGCUUCCGACGUCAGUACCAUCUGCGCACGAGAACCCCGAAACAGCACCCAGUAUCCCUCUCGGACGCUCUCAAUCCGUGCGUACGGCCCAUCGCAGAUCUCGCUCUGACCAGGUAGGAGACCCUGCAAUGGCCGCUGCAGUUGUGGGCCAGAUGUACCGUGGUCCUUCAGGAAGUAGAAGCCCAUCAGGAGCUCCCUUGAGCCCAACGACCAUGGGACCAGGAUCUCGACAAAGCGGAAUUUUCGGAUCCUACAUGACCAACGGUAGCGUGCGGGCUCCAUCUCAAGGCAGUCAACCCGACCGCAAGAGACUUAGCAGCUCCGACAGUCUUUCCAGCGACGUCAAUGCAGAGGUGAGCUCUUUGGGAGCCACGUCUACGCCCCCGAGCCGAUCUAGUAGCAGCAUGAAUAACUACACUGGUGCGGUCAUGACGCAAAACAGAUUGCGUCCACUACGACUAGUGCAAGAAAAUCAAGAACCCUCUGAGGAAGAGGAGGCAGCAAACAAGCGAGCUAACAGAGCCAGCUGGAUGGGAUGGUUUAACCGUCCCACUUCCAAUCCUGUCCAGGAAGAAGCUCCCAAGCAGUGA